AUGCCCGUAUGCCUUGUACGAAGCAGCAUUAAUAUCGAUGAAACCUUUCAAGUACCACAUAUUGUGCGUCCAGGCGAGACUAUGAGCUCCUCAGGCAUGUGGUCCCGCCCGGGCGGCAAGGGAGCCAAUGUGGCUGCAGCGCUAGGUCUUGCAGGUGCCCCUGUCAAGAUGCUGGGGGCAGUGGGCAAGGAGGCUACAUGGCCCCUUGACUGCUUGAAAGAGCGCCAUGUCGAUACAUCGCAUGUGCAUGUGUCAGACUCUGUGCCUACGGGCCGCGCCUUCAUCCAGGUCUCUACGUCAGAUGGCGAGAACUCGAUUGUGCUAUUGAAGGGAGCCAACUUCGUGGAAGAGACGAGUUUGAACGAUCCAGCGGCAUGGAUCGGCACAGAAGAAGAGACAUAUGUGGUGCUACAAAAUGAAAUUCCGUUGGAGGUGACCAAGGCGUACGCGGCGUAUGCAAGCGCACGCCCUCAUGUGCGUGCAGUCUUCAACCCGAGUCCUAUGCUAUCUCAAGAUGAGCUGCGUGCCUUCCCAUGGGAAGGCAUCGACGUACUCAUUGUCAAUGAGGGCGAGGCUGCGGAUAUGCACGAGGCGCUUAGCGGUCGGCCUGUGGAGGCCUCGGCGGCGAAGGCCCUGGCGGCCCUCCCUGCGAUUGCCUCGAUCCAGUGGAUUGUCGUGACGUUUGGCAGUCGAGGCUCGGCGGCCGGUGUGCUCUGUGAUGGUUCACGUACAUGGGUCGAUGUGCCAGCCACCAAGGCUGAGCGUGUGGUAAACACCACAGGAGCUGGAGAUACUUUCACAGGCUACCUAGUCUCUGGCAUUCUCCGCGAACAGGGAGCUGUGACUCCAGAGCGUAUCCACGCAUUGAUGACGCGUGCCUCGGUUGCCUCGGCCAUGGCUGUCGAGGUGGACGGCGCAAUGGAGAGCAUCCCUGCCGCGGCGGACGUGGAGAAGCGUUUGUAG
Molecule: messenger RNA, 963 nt
Organism: Malassezia pachydermatis
Lineage: Eukaryota; Fungi; Basidiomycota; Malasseziomycetes; Malasseziales; Malasseziaceae
Product: atp binding protein
Exons: 2
Coding region: 1-963 (320 amino acids)
Biological process (GO): D-ribose metabolic process
Molecular function (GO): ribokinase activity
Source: RefSeq, a predicted model, not a curated record